Molecule: messenger RNA, 607 nt
Organism: Armigeres subalbatus
Lineage: Eukaryota; Metazoa; Arthropoda; Insecta; Diptera; Culicidae
Product: transmembrane protein 14 homolog
Exons: 2
Coding region: 144-479 (111 amino acids)
Biological process (GO): regulation of heme biosynthetic process
Cellular component (GO): mitochondrial membrane
Source: RefSeq, a predicted model, not a curated record
UCACUCACAUCAUAUCAGUCAGUUUCAUUUUUGUUUUUCGUUGGAUAGUCAUUUUGCGAUUCACGUCCUGCGAUAUUGUUUGAUUGUUUCAGCGUUUAUAGUUGAUUGUGUAAUUGUCGGUGCAAAUAAACAAAAUCAAUAAAAUGCCGGUUGAUAUCUUCGGAUUUGCAUACGCAGCAACAGUGGCUGCCGGUGGCAUUCUUGGCUAUGUGAAAGCAGCUUCCGUCCCAUCACUGGCCGCCGGUGUCACAUUCGGUGCCAUUCUGGGCUACGGAGCAUUCCUGACGUCGCAAGAACCGCCACGUCCACUGCUGCAGCUCGGCACAUCACUGGUGCUGGCCGGGAUGAUGGGAGCCAGGUGGUCCCGGUCCGGCAAAUUUAUGCCGCCGGGUAUCGUCUGUGUGCUAUCUUGUGCCAUGUUGGCUCGGGGUCUGCUUUUACAUAAUCGCUACCUUCCGUUGAUCGGAAAGAGCGAUUAGAUUAGAUUAAAACUGGAUUGGGUGGAAUUGCAUUCCGAACUGCAAAACCACUUCUUGGUAUAUUAUGGUUGAGGGUAUUUGAUAGUAAGCGGUCGAGAUAAAACAACUUCAUAAUAUUUUUUACAUUA